This is a messenger RNA of Chondrus crispus (carragheen), 4472 nucleotides long. RefSeq lists its product as hypothetical. Lineage: Eukaryota; Rhodophyta; Florideophyceae; Gigartinales; Gigartinaceae. The coding region runs from base 1 to 4305 and encodes 1434 amino acids. Gene Ontology annotation, cellular component: cytoplasm; exon-exon junction complex. Gene Ontology annotation, biological process: nuclear-transcribed mRNA catabolic process, nonsense-mediated decay. Gene Ontology annotation, molecular function: protein binding; RNA binding. The transcript has 2 exons. The record is from RefSeq and is a predicted model, not a curated record.
AUGAGCUCAGCCCCGAGGGAUGAAGGAGGUAGGGCUCGGCGCCGCAGGAGGAGAGGUCCCGCCUCCGCGUCUCGCACAGACCCUAACAAUACAAACCCGAACAGGCCUCCCCGCCGUUCACCCCAGCCACAUCAGCGAGGACAUCACCAGCAACAACCGCCGCAAGCACUCCAAUCCCAGCACAUUGACUCCUUGUCCUUUUCGGCCUCAGGAAUUACUACUAUUCCGCAGCGAAACGUGAGGGAUAAUUCGCGCCAGCGCCAGAGCAACCCCCACGCAGAUACUCUCAAAAACGAAGCGAAGACGUCGCAGGCGUCGCGCGCGGCUCAGGGGAAGCAAAACGCAAUCGAUGAACAGAAAAGAAAGAAAGAGGAAGAGGAAAGAAAAGAAAAGGAAGCACGCGAACUUAAAGAGCGUGCAGAGCGAGAAGAGCGAGAGGCAACUUUGGCUCGCCAACUCGAAAAGCAGCACCAGCAAAGAAUUCUCAACCUGUCGUACAGGCCGCGGAAGCCAUCCCAACCCCCUGAAAAGGAGAGACCCUCAGAUGCCCAACUGCGUCAACUCGAUUCUUCUCUAAAGAAAUGCACCGGUUUCUUGCGCAAGAUUCGCUCCUCAGGAAUCAAUGAGGAAUCUCUCCCGUCUUUAUGCCGUGAAGCUCAGUCUCUCAAUUUGUCACGAUACAUAUCAGAAGUCGUCGCUGCCAUCUCGGAGACAAAGCUGAGAUACGCCGACGUGGAGCAUGCCACCGUCUUAACCGGAGAGCUUUACAGAAGGUAUGAAGAUUUUGUCACUCAGCUCGUUGCAGCGUUAGGAGCCAUUAUUCUCUCGCAACCCAAUAAUGCGCCCGGAAGAGACGUCGGCUCUAGAAAGGCCGCCAUGCGAUUACUCGUAGAAAUAUUCGUCCUUGGUAUGGUUGCAGAUGUAUCACCAAUUACAAACGUGUUGAAGCAGCUAGUACGUGUUCAAAAGGACGCCAGAGAUGAGUCGCUGUCACAUCUGUCGAUAAUCACAACCUUUGUUCGCACGGGAGGGCGAACCAUGCUCUCACAAGUUUCAAAGCCAACCUCAGAGUCGUCCUCCUCCCAUGACUUGGAAGAGAUGGGCGAGGAUUGGAGAGACAGUGUGCUGUCGCAGAGCACAAAGGGAAGUAUUACGCUCGCAUUUCAAUCUUAUUACGACGCAGAAGUGAAUCGACUCUUGACUGAGGCCGCAGAGGAAUUGGACAAAGCAUACAUCGCUGUAACUCGGUCUAAAGAUGUCCGGGGCGAUCCUGACGAAGCCGCCACUGCUACAUACGAAUCUGCGAGACAGGGUUACGAAAAGGUUUAUGCUUCUGCUCGUGUCUUGGCUGAUGCAUUGGGCAAGAGGCUACCGGAAUCCGUCUUAAGCAUCACACAGGGAACGAGUUCCACAGUUGAGUCUAGUACCCCGAGGGAUACAGCCCAGGGUGCUGCGAUUAACUCAAUACAGUAUGUUGGCCGGAAUCGUAUCGUGCAAGAAUCCGAUUUCCUUCUGCAAGGUGAGAGCCCAUUCGACGGGGAGGAAGAGAGAUUGUUUUACACCAUGUUACCUAUCCUCAAGCAAAAAGGAAGCAGUGCGUCUGAGGACGGCAAAUCUAUUGGGCUCCUCGUCAACGGUACUGUUCCCGAACCAGAUGCGUCGGAUUCAGCAACAAAGACGGCAUCAUCCGGUGGGAAAAAAGUGGAGUCAAGACAAUCGCCUGUCGCGAAGAAUACUGUGGAAGGUCGGCAGAAAGGCUCGGACAAACCUGCUUCAGUCGAAAAAGUACUUGGUCAGCUUUCUACUGUGGAAUCGAAGGAAAGCGUUGAUGCGUUUGUGUCGCACUUUGUCGAUACAGCAGAAUCAUCAAAGAAUGGUUCCAAGCGUCUAGCAAAGUCUCUUUCUUCGGUUUCCGCACAAAAGCUAAAUUUGCUUCCUACGUAUAGUCGGAUUGCGGCAUGUCUGUACCCUUCAUUCAGCGACAUUGCAAUAAGCGUAGCAUCGCAUCUUGAAGAAGAAUUUCGAUAUCUCGCCGGGCGAUCAGAUAUGGACGAGAAAAAUCUUGCUGUCUGUAUCAAGAAUGCGAAGUACGUUGGCGAGUAUGUCAAAUUUGGCCUUAUUGAGAGUAGCUCUAUGUUUGAUUUGCUCAACCUGUGCAUGAAGGACUUUACCGGUCAUCGGGUUGAUAUUGCUUGCCAUCUAUUGGAGACGUGUGGACGCUUCCUGUACCGAACUCCCGCGACCCAUGUAAGAAUGGGCAAUAUCCUUGAAACGAUAUGGCGCCUGAAGUCUGUGAAGAACAUGGAAGCUCGCCACAAUGCCCUCGUUGAGACUGCCUACUUUGCUUCAAAACCAACAUCAGCCAGCAAGUUGCAAAAGCGAAAGAGCCGACCGCCAAUACAUGAAUAUAUCCGUCAUCUCAUAUACUAUCGCCUGGACGCCACAAAUAUAAAAUGGACACAGACUCAGCUGAUGAAGCUACCCUGGAAUGAUGACUUGGAACACUAUGUGAUCAAGAAAUUCGUGAAGAUAUCUCGAGCGAGGUUUUCCACCAUUCCUUAUGUCUCUACACUCAUCUCAUUGUUGCAAAGGUUCAAGCCUGGUCUGGUAAUUGGAAUCGUUGACGCCUUGUUGGAAGCAAUACGAUGUGGAAUGGAGAAAAACGAUGGCAGAGAUAGCCAGCGAAGGAUAGCAGAAAUCCAGUUGCUUGGGGAACUACACAAAUGUGGUGUUGUAGAUGAAGGAUUGGUGUAUAACGUUCUCUAUCAAAGCAUCAUUUUGGGCCACGACAGAUCCGAAGUGGCAUCCACACAGAUCCUGCCAACUGAUGAAACAUCUCGGUCUGAACGCGCCUCCUUGAGCCGCGCUGGCGCUGGUAGCGCCGUUCCCACUUCCACUUUCACAAAUGCUCCAGAUCCCCCUGGUGACUUUUUUCGGGUGAGAAUAGCCUGCGUCCUGCUGGAAUCAUGUGGACGUAUUCUUGUGGCAUCGAACAGGCGCAAAGUUGAAGUUUUCUGGAUUUUCUUUGAGCGCUAUACGUUUUAUAAGGCUCGACAAGCAGGGCUUGGAGAUCGGCUUCCGCUGCACAUAAGCCAUGUGGUUGGGGACGCUUUUGAAAACAUUCUCCUCAGGGACCGCCGAUAUGGCAGGGACAAUCGAAUGCGCAAAGAAAAUGAGACGUUCAUUAGGACUCGGUCGGGGCAAAGCCACACACGUCAAUACAGUCCUUCUGCAAGAUUUUUUCGUAGCUCUUCUUUAAGCGAAGCAAUUGAAGCUGUGCAACAGGUCGAGAACUCUAUUUCUGACAGAGUCCUCAUAUGUGUCCCAGUCCGUCAUAUUUAUCAAAAUUGUGCUCCUCUGAAUGGGACUCGGCCAAGUUCUGGUGCUUCUCUAAAUGAUGCUCCAGGGCUUCAUUCCAUAUCUCGAACAGAAAAACAGCCCGGCCUUUCUGAGACAGACAGUUCUGAGGGCAGCAACAACGACGGGGCUGAUUCAGACACGGAAGGGGUAACCAGCGAACUAUCAGAAAAUGGUAUGCUUGGCGAAAGAGAGGACCUGUUCUCUGGAGACGACCUCACCGAAGAAAAUGAGCUUCCUCGCAAUGCUAUCGACGGCGAGGGAAACAGAGGAGAAGAUAGUGAACAUGAUGAAUGCGAGGAUGUUGAUGACGAAGACGACGAAGAUGAUAGUUCAGUGGAAGUGCAAGUGGAACGACCCAAAACUGAAGAAGAAGAUGCGUUCGCAAAGGAACUUGCCGCGUUCACAGCUGACGCUGUUCAAACGGCAAGGGCAACUUCAUCAAGGAUAACGAAGUUUGAUCGCAUGGCAAUUCCGAUGUCACUAAUGGCGAAGAAGAUGGAAGAGGAAAGGGCAGCUCGUGCUGCGGCUGCAGCCAAUCUACAUCUGAAUUCGGAGUCUGACGAUUCUGAUGAUCGCAUGGGGAACAGCAGUCUAACGAAAAUGAAACGACGGAGUCCGAGUCAAUCUGUUGGUUUCAAGGUCCUUGUGCGCAAAGGAGGUAAAAGUCAGUUGCAAGACCUCGAGGUGCCAGCAUCCAGCUCCCUUGCCGUCGCCGCAAAAGAAAACGAAACUGCAGAUGCUGCUCGUCACGAAGAAACAAAACGGCUUGUUCUUGGAAGCAGCAUUGUACUCAACCAUGACGAAGAAGAUCUAGACGAGGAAGUUCCACUUCGCACCCAACAAAAUGUGCGAGCAAAAGAGGAGAGCAUUCGAUUGCAGAGGUCGGCUGAUGAAAUGGCUCUUCUUUCCGCUGUGUACCACCACCGGCCAAACACCCGUCGUUGACAAAGAGUCUCCCUGGCGUCACAUACGAUGGAUAAGCGGCGCUGCAUGUACGCAUAUAUAUUUCUUCCCGCAAGAUUGAGAUGAUGCUUUAAAAUGGUACCUUAAAGUAUGCAAACGUAAAUACUGUGACCAUGCAGAGGUACGUCCCGCUGAUGUGCACAGCCAUA